This is a messenger RNA of Ceratina calcarata, 880 nucleotides long. RefSeq names its product adhesion G protein-coupled receptor L4-like. The record is from RefSeq and is a predicted model, not a curated record. NCBI's taxonomy places the organism in Eukaryota, Metazoa, Arthropoda, Insecta, Hymenoptera, Apidae. Bases 572 to 865 code for a protein of 97 amino acids. The transcript has 4 exons. Gene Ontology annotation, biological process: G protein-coupled receptor signaling pathway. Gene Ontology annotation, molecular function: G protein-coupled receptor activity. Gene Ontology annotation, cellular component: membrane.
UCAUUCGAGGAGGUUGAACGUAUUUCGUCCCUUCCGACUUUUCUGUUAUACGAUCGCGUACGAGUACCGAUGAUCGCAUCGCGAUAAACUAAUGUAGUCUACGAUUUCUACUUCCAUCACCAUCAUGUUUGCAAACCACCUCGCAUGACAAGAAACGGGAUAGAAGUAUAGAAAGAUGCUUAACGAAACCUACUAUCUUUGCACGGAGGAGGGGGAGAAAGAAACGGUUGAAAGUUACAAAGGUGUUUUGAUAGUGUAACGAGAUCGCGUGUGCGAGAUUGGAAGUAAAGAUAAAUCGUGUGUAUCGAAAUUCGCGAAUGAAAAAGAGUAUAGUCUGACAGACACUUUCGUGAAGGAUAUCGUGCACGCGAUAGCCGCCCUGUUCGGACUCUCGUUUUCUUUAAGGGCGAUUGUUAACACGCGAAGUCACACGAUUCGAUUUUGCACGUGUUCGCCGGCACGUGGUUCGUUCAAGAAAUAUGUAAAAUCUAUGGAACUCGGAAUCGGCAUCCCUUUGAAUCUUCCCGUCGAAUCAUCUAACUCGACAUAAGAUGCGAGAAUAGGGAAGGAAAUGGAGACGCUUUACACAGGAGCGAUCCACGGGUUUCCCCAAUCGAACGGCGGGCAGACUAAUGGAAUUUCGUCGGGAAUCGCCAGCUCAUUCGAUCAAGACGGCGUUUUGAGCCUCAUCGUCGUCCUAGGCGGAAGCCUGUCCCUGGUCGCCCUGGUCUUUGCCUUUAUUACCUACAGUCUGUUCUCGGACCUGAGGAGCCUUGCAGGCACGACCCUUAUGAACCUCUUGGCGGCCCUCUUCAUGGUACAACUGCUCUUCAUCGUUGGAGUGGGCGGAGUUCAAGUAAGUUGAGCUCUACUAAACAAU